AAAUUUCCAAUUUUUCUAUUUUUAGAAACAAACAUUACAACUUCCGGAACACGUCAAUCGCGUUUUGUCACAACUUGUACAUGAAAUAAUGUUUAAUUAUAGAAAUAUUUAACUUCUGAUAAAAUAUUUGUUUGUGCUUGAAGUGACGUGGAUACUUCUAUGUCAGCAUUGCCAUAUCAGCUUUGUUCAAAGACCUUGACAUAGAUUUACAGUAAUAGAAAAUGGCAGGUCAAUCAGCAAUCUUGGAUAUGCUUUUUGACAAGUCUGAAGGAAUAUUGAAGGAGGAGGUACCUGAGAUACAGACAUUAGACUUUUCUAACCUUGGCUUGAUGUCAGAAGACUUUGGCACUUUGUUUGGUGAUUGCCUCCUCGCAGAUAUAGAAAAAUCAACAGCCCCACAGACCCCAUCAGCAUUCACAGAUCAUGACUAUGUCAUGCAGCCAGCAAAGUCACCUGCAGGAAGUGACAGUGGAGUUUCAGUAGACUCGGGAGGAAAUUCUCCUCGUAAUUCAGAAAAUGAUAUGUCUCAGUUUAGUAAUGAUGUAACAAGCAUGUCGGGUUCACCCCAUAGUGACUUUCAGUACAGUCCUCAUCAAAUGGUACCAAAUGAUGAACUAAGCCCAGUGUCAGUUGCAGAUCAGUUGUCCUGUAGUCCAGGGCAAACAGAAAUCGAUAAUAUGGACCUUGAACAUUUUGACUUUUCUGAAUUGGACACUAUUGAUACUAGUGCAUUGAUCUCAGAUAAAUAUGGAGGUGGCAUCAUGGAUGAGGAUGUUUCAAUAGACUUAGGCUCUCACACUGAUCUUAUGACCUUUGACACCACCACAAACACUGCAGUUAAUUAUGAUGGAAGUGAAACAAAGACAAUCAAAAUCAUUAAAGUGUCAGCAACCACAGAGUCAUUACCUUUUACAAUGAAGGAUGUAUCUACAGGGACAAAACUUGGAAACUUUCCAGAGCUCAGACUUACAGAGGAGGAGAAAGACCUUCUGUCAAAAGAGGGUGUAAAUAUACCCACAGAUAUGCCACUUACCAAAGAGGAAGAAAGAGCUCUUAAAGCAGUUAGAAGGAAGAUUAGAAAUAAGGUAUCAGCGAAGGAAAGUCGAAAACGUAAGAUGGACUAUGUUGAUGGAUUAGAGAAAAGAGUGAAGAAAUGUACUCAGGAAAAUCACACAUUACAUAAGAAAGUUGAUCAACUUGAAAAACAAAAUGUAACAUUGUUAAACCAGUUAAAGAAACUACAGACAAUAUUGAGUCUGAAAUCAACAAGAACAGCCCAGGCAUCUACAUGUGUUAUGGUUCUUCUUUUAUCAUUCGCAUUUUUGAUAGUUCCAAACUUUAACCCAUUCCGAGACAGUGACUCAAUGGAGGACCUUAAGGCUGUAAAGAUGCCUGGAAACUCCAGGAAUCUGCUUCACAAAUCAGGGGAUGACCUCCUACCUGGAGAUGAUAACCCAUAUGGUAUCACUGUAAAACCAGCUGAAUUCUGGGAACAACCACCAAAAACCCCUGUCCUGCCAGAAUUUGGUAAAGCUGUUAUUCAGGAUUUAGAAAUUGAUGGAGACGAUGAGAUAGAAAAAGAGACAUUAAAUACUAACAAUCAAGAGAAUGUUGUAUAUGUGCAAAUAGAGAAAUCUGUUGGUGGGGUAGAUAUGGAAUCAAAUGUUACAUAUGUUUCAAGUGAGGCAGAAUAUAACAAAGAUACAAUGUCGGAAUCAAAUGAAAGUCCAGUGGAAGCAAACACAAAUAAAGGAACAAAACGGAAGCAUGACCUUUAGCCAGGGUUUUAAUUGUUGUUAAAAGACACAAAUGUUUUUGAGAUUUUUGUAUUUGUUAUGAUAUUUGUACAAAUGUGAUAUUGUCUAGUGUUUGUGUUGAUUGAAAUGAUGACAUUUCUAACAAGUUACAAACUCUGGUUAACACAUAAGCAGCAAAUAAGGAAGUGAUAGGCACUGUGGCUAGCAAGUCAGACCUUUACCAUAGCACAUAAAUUAUCAAAUUAGCCUCACAACCUGCAGCGACCAAUAUGUUAUCAACAAGUUGUAUACUUAAAUACUGUACUGUGUCAAUCAAACUGGCCUCAUCUAAAUGCAUGCAAUGUAGAUGUGUGCAAGGUUUCUAUCUUUUCCAGGUAUGUUGGUACAAAAUAUCAGAAACUUAAUUUAAAGAAUGCAUAAUAUAAAGUUACAUACUUAACAUUUUCGUUUGUAACAUGUGUGGCAAAAAUUCAUUCAAUGUAUACAUGAUAUGCUUUAUUUCAUGUUAAGUUUAACAGUUGAAGGAAUUUCUGUGCAAGAUAAAUAGUGUAAUUCUAGAUAGUGAUAGUGAAAAGUGUGAUAUAACCAGUAAUGAAUGGGAGCGUGUUACUUUGAUGACAUAAAUGCAUCACAUGUACUUGAUGCUUGUUUAAUUUCUAUUGUAUAAUUAAUGAAUCUUUUAGCAUGAAAUAAAAGCAAACUACAGAUCUUCUUGUACAUGUAAAGGGCAUGAAAGAAUUGUUAAAAAGCUUGAAUGUAUCGAGUAAUUGGUCCCUUACAUUCAACUCCAGUUAUUGAUCUUAUAAAAAAAUACGAGAGUCUAGCAACAUAUCAUGUUUCAUCUUAUUUUACUUACUAAAUGAGAUCAGUAAUACAAAGUUAGAAGGACUAUCAUCGUUAAACUUAGUGUAUGAGAACUAACCUGUAUAUUAAUUAUAUGAAGUGAGAAAUGAAAGAUUUCAAAUCUUAAAAUUUAGACAAAAUCAUGAACAAAUUAUGAUUGCCAAACUAGUCUUAAAUUUUAUAUCAUAUUUCUUAUUGUAGGAGUAUGUAUAUCAGUUAAUGGCAUGCAUCAGUGUUACAUUAAUAAAUACUUGUAUAUAUAUCAUUUCAUCAAACAGAAAAUCAUUAUUAUUUGUCUGCUGACAAUUUUUCUAAUUCAUAUCAUAAGGUUUUCAUUCAUCUCUCCUGACUAACAAGACUUUCAUUUAUUAUGUGCUAAACAUUUUUAAAAUUGUUAUAUUUGAUGUAAUUAUAUUGAUACAGUAUCUGUAAUUAAAACACUUUUUGAAUUAUUUUGGUAGAAAUUGCACAUUGUAACACUCGAUGUUUUACAGCAUUGUGUAGCAGUUUUAACCUCACAAUUGUUAUUGUUGUUUACUUACUUAUCUUCAUUUAAGAAGAAUAAAUUUUGUAAAGUAAAGAAAAA
Messenger RNA from Ruditapes philippinarum (Manila clam), 3186 nucleotides. RefSeq names its product cyclic AMP-responsive element-binding protein 3-like protein 3-A. Lineage: Eukaryota; Metazoa; Mollusca; Bivalvia; Venerida; Veneridae. The transcript has 7 exons. Gene Ontology annotation, biological process: regulation of transcription by RNA polymerase II. The record is from RefSeq and is a predicted model, not a curated record. Gene Ontology annotation, cellular component: nucleus. Gene Ontology annotation, molecular function: DNA-binding transcription factor activity, RNA polymerase II-specific; RNA polymerase II cis-regulatory region sequence-specific DNA binding. The coding region runs from base 222 to 1778 and encodes 518 amino acids.